This is a messenger RNA of Paramecium sonneborni, 1124 nucleotides long. Lineage: Eukaryota; Ciliophora; Oligohymenophorea; Peniculida; Parameciidae. The record is from the annotation of a GenBank genome assembly.
AUUUAGUCUUGUCGAUUCUAUUCAAAGGCUUGAGAAUAAAAUUAGACAUUUUCAAUCUGAUCCAUCUAAAUAAAAAAAGAUUGUAUUCAAUACAAUUAUCAUAGGUUUUUAAGUAUUAAUAAUAACUUGGAAUGAUGCUCAAUCAAAAAGCAGAAUCAGAGCUUCAAUUAAAUAAAUUAGAAUCUUGUUACACUUAUCUUUAAAAGGCUCAAUAAAUUUGUUUAUUAGUCCCAACACUUAAAGUAUUUAUUCAAACCAAUUAGUUAUAAACUUUGAAUAAUCUCGCUUUAUAUCACUAAAAAAUUAAUUAACCAUAAAGAGCACUAAAUUACUUGAACUAAGCCUUAAAAAUUCAAUAUACGUAUAUUAUAAUUAUUUAAGUUAAGAUAAAAUUUUGAUUCAUCCCUAGCUAAUACUUAUUUAAAUAUCAGUGCCAUUUAAUCUUCUCUAGAAUGUCAUGAUGGAGCACUUUAAAAUAUAUAUCUAUCCAUAAUAUUACUCUAACAUGAAUUAUUAAUUGAAGGAUUAAAAUGCAAUAUAGAAUUAUAACAUUAAUUGAAUCUUCAUAAAUUAUAGAGUAAUUUAUUAUCAAAUGGGUAACAAUAUUUUAUUUUUAAUUUAGAACUAAUUUUUAAAUUGAUGAAUAUUUAAAAAUUGAUCGAGCAUAAAUUUUGAUUGCUGCAUAUCACAACUUAAGUCUAGAAAUGGAAUAUUUCAAAAAAAAUGAAGAAGCCAGAAAAAUUAUAGAGUCUGCUAAGACUUUAUCCGAGUUUAUAUUGCAACCCUCUCAUUCUUUAAGAUAGAAAUUAAAGGAAAUAUCAGACAAACAUAUUAAUAAUAAAAUCUAAAAAUCAUAAAAUUUAAAUCACAGAAGCAUUUCCUUUGAUGAUAGAAAUAGCAAUAGUAUACGUCCAACUAAAUCGUCAAAGUAUCAUUUUUAAAGAUAGUUUUCCAAAGAUAAUAAUUGUAUAUAAUUACCUCAAAACCCUAAAACUAUCCUUAAGAAUACCCCACCAAAGUUAAUGAAACAUUAAAAAUUCAUAACGGAAAUAAACCAAUCAAAAUCAUCUACAAAAAUUAACAAAGUAAUUAAUCCAUUAGAAAUAAGUUAUACAUUAGAUUGA